This is a messenger RNA of Centruroides sculpturatus (bark scorpion), 1384 nucleotides long. RefSeq names its product retinitis pigmentosa 9 protein-like. The record is from RefSeq and is a predicted model, not a curated record. The transcript has 5 exons. Bases 23 to 634 code for a protein of 203 amino acids. Lineage: Eukaryota; Metazoa; Arthropoda; Arachnida; Scorpiones; Buthidae. Gene Ontology annotation, biological process: RNA splicing.
CAGAGGGAGUAAGAAAUUCAAGAUGGCUUCUACUUCAAGUUCUGGUAGAAGUCGGAAAAAAAAUAAGCAGGACGAAGACGUAGUUAAGGAACUUAAGCAUUACGAUACUUUUUAUGGGCAAGCACCGCCUGGAUGGGUGCAAGAAGAAAAAGAAAGACCGGAAGAUUGCAUUCCCGAUUUACCAGAAAAUCAAGCUGCUCGUGAAUUUUUGGCCAAAGCGCCUACAAAAGGAUUAUGGAUGCCUUUAGGAAAGGAGGUGAAAGUUAUGAAAUGUUGGAGAUGCAAAACUUAUGGACAUCGAACUGGAGAUAGGGAAUGUCCAUUAUUUGUCAGUGGAAAUGCUGCAAUGGAAAAAUUUAGAUAUGUACAUGAAGAUCCAAUGCAUAAUUUUAUUAAAGAAAAUAAGAGAACCGAAAAAGAGCAAAGAAUUCAGAGACUAAAAUCACUUUUGGAGUCUUCAACAUCAUCAUCAUCGUCGUCGUCAUCCUCAUCAUCUUCAUCUAGUGAAAGUGAUUCUUCUGAGAAAAAACGAAAACAUCGCAAACGGAAACACCAUAAGAAACAUCAGAAUAAGCAUCAGAAGAGAAAGAAACACAAGAAAGUAAAAAAUUCGCAUAAAAAAUCGAAAUAUUGAAAUUAUAUAAAAAUUACAGCAUUAACAUUUUUGACAAAUUACAGCCUUUUUUUCCCAAAGUACAUGUAUGUAUUAAUUGUAUUUACAGUACAGACAAAUUAAACAUAUUUACAAGAAUUUUUCAUUUAUUUUGAUAAUGUAAGCAAAAAUAAAUUUCUUACAUACUUAAUAAUUUGCAUCAGGUGAUUAUUUUUUGAUGUUAGAAAAUAGAUUUGGAAAAGAUUGUAAAUGAUUAUAAUCAUAUUUUCUUUCUCUCGCAGUUUAUAAUAGAAUAUUAUAAUGUUUUAACUGUUUUUGAACUUAAAAAUUCUAAGGUAGUCACAAGCAACCUGUGGCCCCAUGACAUCCUAAUAUGCAUCUCUUUUGAACUUUUGCAAUGUAAUUUUUAAGUGUAUUUUCCUGUUUUGUCUGAAGCCAUUACACAAUCUAAUUAAACUGACAUUCAUGAUGAACAUUCAAAUGACAUUUGAGUAGUGAAGAGAUGCGAAUAAACUUUAUAUUACUAACUAGUUUGCAUAUCAUUAGAAUAUAUUAAUUUAGUACCAGUGUACAGGCAGUUAGAGUAAAUUGUGUUGGUGCUCAACAGGCUUAAGCCUGCAACCCAUAAGAAAAAAUUGUGGUCCACUAGAAGCCUACAAAAUUUCCUUGCAAUCCUUAUCCAGAAAAGAUUGCUCAUCACUGUUCUGAGGAUUAAUUUUAAUAACUAAUUACAGUAGCCCCCCUAUAAUUACGAUUCCUAUAAAACUGCGA